Wyeomyia smithii (pitcher-plant mosquito) is the source of this 2735-nucleotide messenger RNA. It is a transcript of the gene Ppox, whose product is annotated as protoporphyrinogen oxidase. Gene Ontology annotation, cellular component: mitochondrial inner membrane. The record is from RefSeq and is a predicted model, not a curated record. Lineage: Eukaryota; Metazoa; Arthropoda; Insecta; Diptera; Culicidae. Gene Ontology annotation, biological process: heme biosynthetic process. Gene Ontology annotation, molecular function: protoporphyrinogen oxidase activity, oxygen as acceptor. Bases 1279 to 2706 code for a protein of 475 amino acids. The transcript is spliced from 2 exons.
UUCGCCUCAAUUGAUAGAGCAUGGACGAAAUCUCCUUCCAGUUUUUCCUUGACGAUUUCGUUUACUAAUCUGUGUCUCUGAAAUAAACAUCUGUCAAAUGUUUUCCUAAUGAAGAACGAAAUGUCAUACCUUAAUGAGAGGUAGUCCUUCAAAUUUUGCCGACACUACCAACACUUUGAAAUGAGUUUCAGCUCCUUUCGGGACAUUGUGCAUAUAGGAUUCGUUAACUAAUUCCAAAUGUACAGGAUCCAGUUUAUCGGUGAGACCAUCGCGAAUGGCAUUUUCAACUGGUUUCAGUUGUGAACUCAUUUUGCAUCCAGCAGAAACGAUCGAGGAAUAAUUUUGGCGAAACAUGGAUGCUGUAAAGGGUUUCAUGUUCAAAGUAAUAUCAGUAAUUGUGAAGUGUUUGCAAAUGUAAAAAGAACUUUUAAAAAUGUUUUUCUAUCUUUCACACAAUGCCAGCAGCGAACUUUUAAUAAAAUCUAUUAACAAUUCAUGCCUAUACGUGAAGAAAGGUUGAUAACAUUCUCAUUUAGUUAUAUUCGAAGAAAUAGAUGCUACAUUUUUUUUUAAAUGUAAGGUCGUAUGUCUAAACGUAAGCAAAACGGGUGAGUUAUAUCCCUUGUAGUUCACAAGCACAAAUCAUCUCUCACUCGUUUUGUUUAUGUUCAGACAUAUGACCACCUUAUCACGAAGUACUCCAGAUUUCACCUUUAACAAUUGAAUUUACGAUCAUAAUUGUUCAAAUCGACAAUGGAAAGUGAUCAAUGUAGUUUAACAAAAAAAAAAAAUAUGAACUUGAAAUUCAGGCUAGUUUUUGAUAAUGCUCUCACUCUCUUUCUGUGUCUCUCAUUCGCUGCUGUCAAUACACGACGAUAGAAACAAAUAAAAAAAAUCAGUAAGAUUUUAGUUAACAAUUCCUAAUUUCAACAUUGAUUUCAAAAGAUGAACAGCUCGGGUUUAUCACCGUUCAAAACUAAGUAAUGGGUAAUUAUUUAUAUGCAAUAAAGUUUUGCAAAUGAGUCUUAAAUGGUCUAUAUUAUAUUUAAAAAAGUCAUAUUUAUUUGUAAUUUUUCCUAUAUUUUGGCAACACUUUGCAUGUUGCUGUGUAACUGGUGUAACCCGGUGUAACCUAUUACAAUAAAAUUAAUAUUUUGCUUUGAAUGUCAAACUAAGACGCCGGUUAGCAGAAGUAGUAAUGAACAUUUAAAAAUUCUAUAUAAGACGUGUAUCUAGCUAGUUUUGCAAUAGUUGACCCACUGUGAAAAUAUCUAUGCCAUGACAGCAAUUUUGGGUGCAGGUAUCAGUGGCCUAUCGGCCGGUUACUAUGCACUGAAGAAGGGACUUUCGUCACCUGUUACAAUCUACGAAACUAGUAAUCGCAUAGGUGGGUGGAUUCGUUCAGAGCGGUUUGACGCAGAUGGUUACGUGUUUGAGGCUGGUCCUCGAACUAUUCGACCCAAGGGCGCUGCAGCCAGUAAUACACUAGAAUUGAUUGAGGAAGUAGGUCUCGCGGAACAGGUGUAUCCGAUUUAUUCCAAUCACCCAGCUGCUAGAAACCGCAUGAUAUAUGCUAAGGGGAAGCUCAACAUGUUACCAUCAGAUUUGACCGGAGUACUGCGUAGAGUCGACCCGUUUUCAAAGCCACUAUUCUUAGCAGGUUUCAAAGAUCUGCUAACUGGACGCACUAAAACUAUUCUAGAUGACGAAUCGAUGUACAGUUUUGUCAGACGCCGCUUUGGGCAGGAGAUUGCAGAUUAUGCAGUAAGUGCUAUGAUCUGUGGUAUCUGCGCUGGCGAUGCGAAACAAAUCAGUGUUAAGUUUCUUAUGAAGCGGUUGUUUGAGAUUGAACAAAAACAUGGAGGUGUUAUUAAGGGUUUAUUACUAGAAACAAUUCAGAAACAAAAGCGAGAAAAAGACCCACAGAAACCUGCCGAGGGUUUGGUGAAAAAAGCGAAAUUAGAAAACUGGAGUAUAUAUUCUAUUUGUGGAGGAUUGCAAACCUUACCAAACAAAAUUGCACAAGUUUUAACGGAGAAUCAAGUUAAUAUUUGUACAGGUGUAAAAUGUGAAGAAAUAGUAUUUGAUAACAAUACAGUAAAGUUGAUGGUAGAUGGACAAUCACAGAGGGUCGACCAAAUAAUCAGUAGUAUACCAUGCUACAAAUUAGCAGAACAUGUUUCUGAACAGCACCCAGAGCUAUCGAAGCAGCUCGCCGCAAUUCCUUUUGUUGAUGUUGCCGUAAUAAACAUUCGCUUCAAAAACCCCAAUUUGCAGAAACAUAAUGCAUUCGGAUUUUUGGUCCCGCCAAUAGAAAAUUUACCAAUUCUGGGAGUAAUUUUUGAUAGUUGCUGUUUCGACAUGGAGAAUAAUACUGUUUUGACCGUUAUGAUGGGAGGAGCUUGGUUUGACAAAUGGUUUGGCUCCGACCCCAGCGAAGAAAAGCUGUUGACCACCGCCUUGAAAUAUGUGAAGGACAUUCUCGACAUUUGCGAACCACCCGAUUCUUAUAAGGUGCACCAUCUAAGGAAAUGCAUUCCACAAUAUGUAGUAGGGCAUCAGAAAAGAAUUGAUGCAAUUAAACAUUAUAUACAAGCAAACAAGCUGCCAUUGGGUCUGUGUGGAUCUUCCUAUGACGGCGUCGGUGUUAAUGACGUAAUACUUUCUGCUAAGUUGUGCGUUGGUGAUUUGAUGAACCGUUGUUGAGAAUACACGAACGUCUGUUGUGCUAGAAA